Strongylus vulgaris is the source of this 207-nucleotide messenger RNA. The record is from the annotation of a GenBank genome assembly. NCBI's taxonomy places the organism in Eukaryota, Metazoa, Nematoda, Chromadorea, Rhabditida, Strongylidae.
AUGUCCACUCUCUAUAAAGAAAAUAACGAAUAUGAAAUUCCGAUAGGUGCUCAAAAUUUGAAUUGGAAAGAAUAUGGCUUCAUAUAUGACCUGUACCGAGAACAUAUGGUGGUAGCUAAUGCAGCAGAUACAGGAACAGCAGAAAGAGAUGGAACCACAGGUGCAACUGGAGCGACAGGAAAUGCUGCAGCUACUGGAGCGGCGUGA